UCAAAAUUUGAAAUCUGCCAAAACUGUUUACUCCAUGAAUCAAAUCAGCAGAGUUCCCAAUUAUGCCCAAAAUUAGGCCACAAAAUCCCAAAAUUAGCAGUAGUUAUGUUGAAUUUGAAACAUAAAGAAGAAAAUAAGUAAAAAAAAACAAUGGAUCAUUACCUGACAACUUACAGAAAGGACUACUUGUGGCCCAACUUGCCGGGGGCAGGGGGCGGCGGCGGAGGCCUCGCAGAAGUCCCAAAGCUCUCAGGACAGGAGCUCGCCUUCUACCAGGCAUGUAUGCAGCACACCAGACCCCCGGAUUGCCGGUGCCCCCAGUAUUCUGGGGGGGAGAUGCCGCAGCUUCCCCCGGGAAAAGACGGAGGAUGGAGCCGGAAUGAGAUUAUGGGUCCUCUACUGGACCCUAAAUUGUACCCUGUAAGAGUGGCAGCCAGCCCUGAAACACCCACAUCACGAUAUGAUCAACCAAAUGCAUUCUUGGAUAAGCUUCAAUCAAAAUAUCCGAUGCUGUACAGCAUCCUCCAAAACGAGGCCUCUCCAGAACUAAAGCAGCGCAUUGAUAGAGACCGCAACAAGACUACUUACCAAGUGGACUACUGUGAAAGUGGCAAGUCUUUGUUUACUUCUUACUGCAUUGGGGACUUUGGAUUCGCGUCGAGUGACGGUGACAUUUGCAAUUAUUGUCGGCGUUUUCUUGACAUUCCUGACACCCAACGCAAAUCCAACGAGGCCAAAGAGGAGAGCAGAACCCUUGGGGAGGAGCUUGCUCAUUUGAAUUCUUCUACUGAAAUACUUCAUUCCACGGCUGAUGCCAUGCAAGAACGUAUCACCAACUUGGAGCAUAGGGUGCAGUCUCUUGAAAGGGGAAGGUGUGACCUAGAGUGGCUUCAGCAUCUGAUCUCAGGCAUAGAAAGCACGAUUGGUGAGGCCGAGCAGUAG
Molecule: messenger RNA, 942 nt
Organism: Ostrinia nubilalis (European corn borer)
Lineage: Eukaryota; Metazoa; Arthropoda; Insecta; Lepidoptera; Crambidae
Exons: 5
Coding region: 151-942 (263 amino acids)
Source: RefSeq, a predicted model, not a curated record